UGACCAGACCGUUGCCAGAUUUCUGGGUAAGCCGAUGUGUCUGCUUGUUUUGGCUGUGUCGCCAAUUUGGUGGAGCGCGCGAGAACCAGACGUGAACCGUUACCGGCUGACACGCACGCACGAAAUAUGAGUAUAGAUGGGCAGUAAGGCCACUGUAAGAAGACCAAAGCAAGACUGGAAGUACAACCGGAAAAAGACUAUAGUAAGUCAGGUUGUAAUUGUAUGAAUCGCAGUAAGACCCCAUUGUAAACCCUGGAACAAGACCUCAGACUGGUUGUAAGAGCACCUUGGAAGGACACCAUCGUACGAUCAAAGUAAGACCCGUAAGAAGACCAAAAUAAGACUAAUGGUAAAAUCUGAGAGAGACCUGUCAAAGAGAAGCGUCUGUUAUCUGAGAUGUUUUUGUUUCUUUGCUGACAUCACCGCAUGCGUAGCUCCCGGGGGGAUGACGGGCGGCCCGAGAGCCGCCGAUUUGCCGUUUCCCCGGCGACCGUAGGCAGCACGUGCUCGCUUGUUUUGUUCGCCUGCUGAAAAGACAAACACACGCGAAGGUGCUAGAGUCACCGUGCUGUCAGACGACGGGCAUUGUGUCCUAUCUGAGCGAGGCUACAAGUGUCAAACCUUUAUUAUUCCCGCAGGCUGUCCAACGUGACACUGACCAUAUGGGACGCAUGCGAUGCAAGCGUAAGCUGCUGAAUAUUUCAUUGUUACAGGAUCAGGUUUUGUAGUGCCAUAAAGCCAGAGAUUGCCAGACUGACCUUCCCCAGGGCAGCGAUGAUCCAGUUAGGGUUAAAGAUUGCGUUUGUUUGUUUGUCAUGUGCGCUUGAUGGAGAUGGAUGUAUAUUACAAAUGGGCAGACCUUUUUUUUUUAUUGUAGAGGUUUAUUGUUUCCAUUUAGGUUCCGGUGGCAAAAAUUCGAAAGCAUUUAUCUCAAAAUUUUGCAGGUGUUUAUUUUUUAUCCAAACAUAAAAACAACACAUUUUUGUUUUAAAGAAAAACUAUAAAAAUAACUCUUAAGACCUGCUGGUAAUAACACCAUGGCAAGACAGGUACUAAGAGGUGGUAGCAAGACCACGGUAAGACCGGUUGUAAGACUGUAUUGUAAGAUCAGUUGUAGGACUCUAGUAAAACCAUAGUAAGACUGGAAGCAAGACCGAUAAUAAGAUUAUACAGUAAGACCAGAAAAAAAAUACAUGCUUUUCGUUAUAAAGCGACAAUAUCUCUGUGUAUUUAUUUUUUUUGUAACCUUUAUUCAACCAGGUUGGUCUCAUUGAGAUUAAAAACCACUUUUUCAACAGAGACCUGGCGCAAGACAGAAGUUUCAGGCAUGUUUUGAAUUAAAUGAAGUGAAUUUUAUCAAGCAAAACCUCAAGAGUGAAUGCAGUGCUCAGGACUAAGAAAGGCCUGCAUCUUAUCUUUCUGUUCAGCGUCAAAACAACAUUGAUAACCGUGACACUACUAAGUGCUGACCACAAAUAACAGUGCCGCACGACUCGGAUCCUAUCAGGUCCGGCCAACAGCGCUCAGUAGACGCUAGAUCCAGUCUUACGUUGUGGAUUUCAAGGUGGGUGUCAUGUUCUGCGUGUCCCUAAACACCGUUGUUUGUGUUCCAGGGACCCCUGCGGGACACACUGGGAGACCGGGAUGUCCUCAACAUGAUCCAGUUGUUGAGAGCCGAGGGAGUCAACGCUGAACACGUUCCUCCUGAAAAAGGCGUUAGCGAGGAGCUGCGAGUAGAAGACAACAGGCUGGCGGAAGCUUCAAAGUACACAUGCAGUCCAGAGGUGAGCACUUUACGCAGCACACAGCAGUGCGGAUUGGGCGCGUCAUCAGUGGCGUGACGAGUGUCAGCACCGAUACUGACGGAACCUUUUCGGACCAUCUACUGGCCGCCACGGACGCGCCGCCGCCGCCUUCGGAGGGGCCCCCUGCGGCCAUGUUGGCGCCCGACGCCCACGCCACGGACCCUCCCUUGUACAGCUGCAGCCUCAGUCCCAGCCACGUGUCUCUGGAGGUGGACAGCGAGGAUGACGACGCGGAGACGAGGACGCUGUCGUCGCCGCCCUCGUCCACCGUCGACAGAAACAGUGGCACCGGCCCGCCUUGCGCUCGCAGCCUCUCCACCUCCUCGGCGUGUGAACCUGUCCCCAAUAAGCUGAGUGAGUCGGCAAUGCGACUGCGCUCCUAUUCGUACUCGUCCGCCAAAAUCCCAUCACGUCCUCCUCGCUUCGGCCGGAAUGCCAGCAGCCCAGAUGACCCGCCCCACGGCGGCAGCCAUAGCCGAUCUCUCCUUCAGGCGCUCUCUCUGUCUAUCUCUCUCUCCCUGCUACACCCGGCUAAGCAAAGAGCCUCAGAGUCACAGUCCCAUGAGAAGAGGGAGUUUCGCUCCCCUCGCGACGACAACGAGGGCGGUGCGGCGCCGUUGGAAUCCCUGCGACAUCUCACCCUAUCCGAGUUCCUCAAAGAGAUUGACGAGGAACAGGACAGGAACGUGUCCGACAUCCCGACCAAGGCCGAUUCGGACAAGUACAAAGUCAUUCGCACCUUCAGUUUCCUCAAGAGCAAGAUGUCCAAUACGCGCAACAAGACCAAGACCAAAGGGAAGGACCAAGAGAGCAAGGAUAGACGAACCACGGCGCAGCACUUUUUCGCCAACACCUGUGUAUCUCCCACCACGUGCGUGGUGUGCGACAAGCCAGUGUUCGGAAAAGACCUUCUGCAUUGCGCUGCCUGCACUGCCACAGUCCAUAAAGCCUGCAAGGAGUCGAUCCCACCGUGUUUUAAGAAGCUCCAGGAGAAGAAUGCGCUUAUCACGGUGAAGAGCAGGACGGCAUCUCUCCCGCAGAAUUUCACCAUAAGAGAGAGUCCUCCUCAAUGCGCGAUGCCACCGAUGGACUCCAAAGAUCCGGCGCCCUCCGGUUCUCUUGCUGGAAACGACGGUGGUCUCACCGAGAGCUCCGAGUCGGAGAUGGACACCGGGAAGCCGAGCUGUCGAUCUGAGGAGCUCCAGACCACGUCCUGCAAUCAUUGGAGCCCAGGGGAAGACUACAGCGACCUCGCCGCCGACGCCGCCGAUUACGAGGCCGAGUCGUGGAGUUUGACGGUGGAGCUCAACUUCUGCAAGAAGCAGGACAGGCGCGCUGUCAAGAGGCAGGACGUCAUCUACGAGCUGAUGCAGACGGAGCUUCACCACCUCCAGACGCUGCACAUCAUGGCGGCGGUGUUCCGCCGAGGCUUGCGGGAAGAAGUGCAGCUGGACAGCGAGGCGCUGGAGCGCCUCUUCCCCUGUCUGGACCAGCUGUUAACGCUCCACCGCGCUUUCUUCGCCGCCUUGAAGGAUCGACGGCACAACUCGGCGCAGCCGCGUGAACACAAGAACUACCUCAUGCAGCGCGUCGGAGAUGUGCUGCUGCACCAGUUUUCAGACGAGAGCGGCGAGAAGAUGCGGCGCGUCUACGGGGAAUUCUGCAGCCGGCACAGCGAAGCGGUCGGCUUGUUCAAGGCGCUGCUGCAGAACAACAAGCGGUUUCACAACUUUGUCAAGCAACAAGGAGGUAACUCUCUGGUGCGACGACGGGAGAUCCCAGAAUGCAUCCUGCUGGUCACCCAAAGGAUCACCAAGUAUCCCGUCCUGUUGGAGCGGAUCCUGCAGUACACGCAAGAGGGCACAGCGGAACACGGCGACCUGUCGGCGACGCUGGCGCGCAUGCGCCAGCUGAUCGCCGCCGUGGAGCUGCGGGUGAGCGAGUACGAGCGGCGGCGGCAGCUGCGCGACGUGUGGAGCCGCACGGAGAGCCGCAGCACGGCCAAGCUCAAGAACGGGCGCACCCUGCGCAAGCAGGACAUGAUGGGCCAGACGCUCAAGCACCAGGGCGCCCUCCUGUGGAAGACGGCCACCGGGAGACUCAAAGACGUCCUGGCUCUCCUGCUCACCGACUCCCUGGUCUUUCUGCAAGAGAAGGACCAGAAGUACACCUUCGCCGCUGUGGACCACAAGCCUCCCGUCAUCGCGCUGCAGAAGCUGAUCGUACGCGAGGUGGCCAACGAGGAGCGAGGCAUGUUCCUGAUCAGCGCCUCGGCCAGCGGGCCCGAGAUGUACGAGGUCCGCGCCGCGUCCAAAGAGGAACGCGACGCCUGGAUGAGAAUUGUUCACCAGGCCGUGGAGAGCUGUCCCAAAGAAGAGGAGGAAUACUCGAGCGAGUCAGAAGAGGAGAAGCGUGUCGCCGAGGCUCGCUUUCAAAAGGUCCAGAAAUUGCAAGAGAGUCUGACAAGCCGGGACCAGCAGAUCUGCUCCAGCCUGGAGGACAAGCUGCGGACGUACGCGGCGCUCUCGGCGGGCGCGGCGCCCGUCGAGCCGCGGCUGCUCGUGCGGCCGCGCGCGGACGAGCUGCCACGGGCCAGCGUGCUGCUGGGCGCCGCGCUGCGAGAAGCCGAGAACCUGAAGCACACGCUGGAGUCCAGAUCCGGACGCAGCCCGGACUCUGGCGGAGACUCUGCGCUCGCCGGAAGUCCCGUCACCCCUCCGGAACAGCUGCCCGACAGAGAGGCGGCUUCACCCGCGGACCGCGAGAUUGUUCAGUUUCCAUCACCGACUCACCUGCAAAGUGAUGACUUCAACAUUGCUCGCAGUGUGCAGAGCCUCACGCAGCUGCUCUACAGUCUGCAGGCCGCGGUGACCAUCCAGGACAGCUGCUACGAGCUGCAGAGGUUCCUCCUCCGCGAAGCCGGGCUCCCGCCCCAGCGCCCGCCGAGCGCCCGCGGCGCCGGCGACCGACGAGUCGCGCGGCACCACCUGGAGAAGUGCAAGGACGACCCGGCGAGGAACCGGGAGUGCUGGGAGAGGGAGCGCCAGGCUCGGGAGAUCCGGCUGGGCGAGAAGGAGAGCGGCGUGGACGAGCGGGAGCGCCGGUGCCUCCUGCUGGCCGAGGAGCUGCGGCGCGAGCGCGAGGAGCUGGAGCGGCAGCAGGAGGAGUACCGGACCAAUCUGGAGAGGCUCCGGCAGGGCCAGAGGAGCAUGGAGAGGAAGCGAGAGCAUCUGGAGAAGCACCGGAAGGUUCUCCACACAUGGAGGCACGGCCGGCAGAGGAGCCUGCCCGACGCCAUCAUCCCGCUGGACGGGCAGCAGCUUUUGUCCUUUGACCUUUCCUCGAUCCCGUCCCAGAACUCAAGUGUGGGAAACGGCGACGUGUUUGCGACCGGGUCGUCGUCGCCCGGCGGAGGCCUCGUCACAAUCGGCAACAACAACAAGCGCAAAGGAAGCGACGGCAGCGCGCACAGUUGCCUCGACACGCUGCUGGCCAUGUCCAACAGCAGAACAUCAGUCGCCCCCGACACCUCCACCAUCAGUCCCGAAGCGUACGGACGGCGCUGGACGACGGCGGGCGCUUUGUUUGAUCAGCGCCACACGGGCGAGGCCUGGCCCUCAUCGGCGAGUGAUGGCGGCAAGUCGUACCCGCCGCCAUUGGUAACCCCUGACCUUGGGUGGCCGGUUUCCAUGGAGACUGGCGACAACGAGGAGGUCCGAGAGGAAACGGUCGUGUACCUCUGAACAGAGAUCGUGUUUAAAUGUUCUUGCUUAUGUGUGGCAUCAUUUAUAUUAUCAUGAGUCCUGUAAAAUUUGUUACAUUAUUUUCAUCAUCCCCCCCCAAAAAAAAUGUUUAAUUUCAGUGUAUUUAUUCAUUUUAAAAUAGCUCAUGAAAUAAUUGGUUCAUUUAUUGUAAAUAAAAUACAAAAAAAAUAAAAUAAUAAUAAAUAAUAAAAAUAGUAAAUUAUUUUUAGUUGUUAUCGCAAUCAAUAAAAUAAAACAAAGACAU
This is a messenger RNA of Phycodurus eques (leafy seadragon), 5813 nucleotides long. It is a transcript of the gene arhgef28a, whose product is annotated as Rho guanine nucleotide exchange factor (GEF) 28a. The transcript is spliced from 29 exons. The coding region runs from base 1772 to 5548 and encodes 1258 amino acids. Gene Ontology annotation, biological process: regulation of Rho protein signal transduction. Gene Ontology annotation, molecular function: guanyl-nucleotide exchange factor activity. Lineage: Eukaryota; Metazoa; Chordata; Actinopteri; Syngnathiformes; Syngnathidae. The record is from RefSeq and is a predicted model, not a curated record.